CAACGCCUCAACCGGACGAUACUAACCUUCUCUCCGCCAUCAGAGCCAUAAACACGCCAUGGCCCCUCGCAGUUAUUCUAAGACCUACAAUAAGUCCCCUUGUGUCCCUCGUCGUCCAUUUGAGUCGGCCCGUCUCGAUUCUGAAUUGAAGAUUGUUGGUGAAUAUGGUCUUCGCAACAAGAGAGAAGUUUGGAGAGUUCAGUUGACACUCUCCAAAAUCCGUCGUGCUGCCCGUCAACUUUUGACUUUGGAUGAGAAGGACCCUAAGCGUCUCUUCGAGGGUAAUGCUCUUAUUCGCCGUCUAGUCCGUGUUGGUGUCCUGGAUGAUUCCCGCAUGAAAUUGGAUUACGUGUUGGCUCUUCGCACUGAGGAUUUCUUGGAGCGCCGUCUUCAGACCCAAGUUUACAAGCUCGGCCUCGCCAAGUCUAUCCACCACGCCCGUGUCCUUAUCCGCCAGCGCCACAUCCGUGUCGGGAAGCAGAUUGUGAACGUCCCUUCUUUCAUUGUUCGUCUUGACUCUCAGAAGCAUAUCGACUUUGCCUUGAGCUCGCCAUUCGGUGGUGGGCGUCCUGGACGUAACAGAAGAAAGAAGGCCAAGGCUGCUGAGUCUAAGGGUGAUGGUGAGGAAGAAGAGGAGGAGGAAUAGAUUCCUAAUUCCUUACUCACAAAAAAUAAUAAAUGGAGCGUGGGCUAUGAUUCAUUUUCAACAAGGCAGUAAUGAAAUUUCUUUUGUCAUGACUGGAGAUUGUAAAUUUGUGUUCGGGGUGACAACAAUGAAGGUUUAUGAUACGGUAUUUCUUGGGUAAUCAUAUGUAUUUGAUUCCAUUGUAUGCACAUAA
This is a messenger RNA of Tuber melanosporum (Perigord truffle), 839 nucleotides long. RefSeq names its product 40S ribosomal protein S9. Gene Ontology annotation, cellular component: cytosolic small ribosomal subunit. Gene Ontology annotation, biological process: translation; positive regulation of translational fidelity. The coding region runs from base 59 to 646 and encodes 195 amino acids. NCBI's taxonomy places the organism in Eukaryota, Fungi, Ascomycota, Pezizomycetes, Pezizales, Tuberaceae. Gene Ontology annotation, molecular function: structural constituent of ribosome; rRNA binding. The transcript has 5 exons. The record is from RefSeq and is a predicted model, not a curated record.